AUGGACGCGGAGCUUCACGCCAAUGCCGUGAAGAAGUACUCCUGCCGCCAUAGCCUUUUAGGUCACGGGCGGAUAUUCUCCACAAUUCAAAACAGGCGGCGGUUCAAUGUCGGGAUUCCAAAACAAAGCCAGAAAUCUUCCGUGCUUUCGGACGAAGAAUUUCUUGGCUGUACUUUUUCAACGAACAAAAGAAAACAAGAACACCAACUUAAGCACUCGUCGAUCGUCAGCUCCUCCAGCGCCGGGCAGCACGCCACGAAUCUCUCCAGAUCGUCGCCGUGGAAGAUCACAUUGGCGAAGCGGCAUGUCCUGAGCUCCGGGAAGCGGCAGCCCUGGGGGAUCCCAUCGAAGUAUCCAAACUCGAGCGAGAGGGAGGAGAGCCUGGGGCAUCCGGAGAGAGAAAGGAGGAGAUCCGAGAAGGCGCAGCCCUUGUUGCUGAGCUUGAGCUCGCGGACGCUGGCGCUAACGUGCUGGAUCCAUAGCUGGACGGCAUUCUCGCACAGACACACGAGCGAUGGCUCCGUGGGGGAGAAUCGCAGCGAUAGCUCGCCGAUGCCGCCGCCCUGGACCCUGGAGAUGGCCGCCCAGACGAUCUUCUCGGCGUCGAGCGACCUCACCACGCAAUCCUGCUUCCACGACUUGGGGAAAUCGAAAUGCAGCGCCGGGACGCGCGCCGUCCAGCGCCGCCAGUCCCGCGACACGGCCGAGCAGCGCAGCAGCGCCUUGGCGUCCCUGAUCUUGGACAGAAUGCUGUCGACGAUGAGAUCGUCGGGGAGAGAUUGGAAAUCAGCCAUCAAAGGCAGAAGAAAGAGCGUCGCAAGAACAAGAAGCAGAGAUCCAAAGAGCCUUGCGAGAACAAGGGACACACACCCUGUUCCUGAGAAACUUAUAGUACCAUUGGGCCCAAUCGCAAUGAGCCACUGGCCAGUGCCGUACUCGCGACAAAAACCUUGGUGGUAUGGUUACACGAUCUCGUCCCGCCAUUGGCCACGUACAUUAUUUCCUGUGUUAGUGUAA
Messenger RNA from Selaginella moellendorffii, 1017 nucleotides. RefSeq lists its product as uncharacterized. Lineage: Eukaryota; Viridiplantae; Streptophyta; Lycopodiopsida; Selaginellales; Selaginellaceae. Bases 1 to 1017 code for a protein of 338 amino acids. The transcript is spliced from 3 exons. The record is from RefSeq and is a predicted model, not a curated record.